GCAGCAAGUCUGACCAAGUCGUAGGUCUUUUUUUAGGGCCAGAAGUUCGCACUGCUGCUCAUCGAGCACAAGUCGCUCUGGGCCCUAAGUGGAAUAGCUACUUCGAUCAACAACGCAGGAACAGUCUGAAGUGGUUAAAAGAAAUGGACCCUGACGUGUGGAAGGGGUUGCUACUAGAUGAGCUCAUUGAGGAGCUGGCAAAAGAUGAGCACAAAGUCUUAUCGUCUAUAGCAGAAAUACUAGAGCACUCCAUCUACGAGACUGCGCUCGCAGAAGUUUCAGCACAAGCCUGUGAAGAUUUUGCCGGAGAGUUGGAGGCUUGCCACCAGAAGAUUCAAGCCGAAGAAUGCUGCAACAAGGAUUCGAGAUUCAAGCGUCUAUGCCUUGAAGCUCUUACGCAUGCGCGUGAGAAGCUCGCUAGUUGUGGUUGGUUCACGGCCGCUCAGGAUGAAUUUGCGCAGAACUUGGAAGAUCGUGCAAUCUUUUACCUUAGCCUUUUACUCCUAUAAUUGUAGAGGCAGCACGCAGAUGCUUACUAUGUAUUAUUGUUGUAUCACCAUAUAGCAUAUGACACCUAUAAUGAUUAGGCUUGUUCUCUUGUAAGAAGACUUUUACUAAUCGUGAUUUUUCAACGUUUCCUCAAUGAACUCAAUACUCCUCUUGAACAGCUGACGCAAUGUCGUUCGAGGAUGCGUGUACGCUGGCAGAAGAUAAUCUAGUGCGAUGUCUAGAAUUUUUUGGGAACGAUUUCAAAGACUUGGGCAUCCUUUUCGAGAAAUUGAU
Molecule: messenger RNA, 783 nt
Organism: Amoebophrya sp. A25
Lineage: Eukaryota; Dinophyceae; Syndiniales; Amoebophryaceae
Source: the annotation of a GenBank genome assembly